This is a messenger RNA of Truncatella angustata, 789 nucleotides long. Its product is annotated as Alpha/Beta hydrolase protein. Bases 1 to 789 code for a protein of 262 amino acids. The record is from RefSeq and is a predicted model, not a curated record. The transcript is spliced from 4 exons. NCBI's taxonomy places the organism in Eukaryota, Fungi, Ascomycota, Sordariomycetes, Amphisphaeriales, Sporocadaceae. Gene Ontology annotation, molecular function: hydrolase activity.
AUGGUAUCCAAGACUAUCUCCGCGGCUUCGCUCCUUUGUGUUCUACUCCAGCCGGUUAUCGCCUACCCCAGUCCUCAACAGUCCCUCCAUCAAGGCAAAGAGUGUCCAACUGGCGUUCAAAUCAUUGGCGUUGAAGGUACAGGUGCUACCCCAGGCAGAUUCGAAGGCCUUGAAGAUCUCCGUGCCGACCUCCUCAAGAGAAUGCCGGGAUCUGCCAGCUUUGCCCUGGACUAUCCUGCCUCUGGAAGCGUGGACGCUGCCAAUGUGUCUUCCUACCAUAUCCCCACGUAUCUGCCUUCUGAGAUCACAGGCGUCUUCACUCUCGGUGCCAAGAUCAAUACCUUCACAAAGAGAUGUCCUCAAACUGGAAUAGUCCUCAUAGGCUAUUCUCAGGGAUCUCACGUUAUCGGCGAUGCGCUGUGUGGGUUCUCUGGUUCUCUGACCCGUUUCAUCAGUACCGCUAUCUCGCAGCAAAGUCAAAAGUCUAUCCGAGCAGUUAUCCAAUUUGGCGACCCAAGAAAUACCAGGAACUUGAACUGGCAUAUUGGCAGUUCCACAAACGCAGGGAUUCUCCCACGUUCGGAUUUUGAUCAAUGCGAACACCUGGGAAAUGUAUGGCAAUCUUACUGCGACGCAGGUGAUUGUGUCUGCGACGGGGAUUCCUUCUUUGGCUGCAACAUCGGAAAUGAUGUCCACGUGAGCUACCUUCCGAAAUAUCAGAAAGACGUUGUUGAUUUUAUCGUAAAAAAUGCCAACAGUUCAGUCAUCGACACGAAGAAUGACAUUUGA